Molecule: messenger RNA, 1857 nt
Organism: Aspergillus puulaauensis
Lineage: Eukaryota; Fungi; Ascomycota; Eurotiomycetes; Eurotiales; Aspergillaceae
Exons: 3
Coding region: 1-1857 (618 amino acids)
Biological process (GO): L-valine biosynthetic process
Cellular component (GO): mitochondrion; acetolactate synthase complex
Molecular function (GO): acetolactate synthase activity; thiamine pyrophosphate binding; flavin adenine dinucleotide binding
Source: RefSeq, a predicted model, not a curated record
AUGAAAGGAAACAAGAAAGUCUCUGGAGUCAAUUUGCUACACAAUGUAGGAUCAUCCAUAUCAUUUCCCUCAAGCACCGAAGUCCUAACUGCUUCCAGGUACACCACAUCAUACGCCUUCUUCGAGGCACUAUGGGAACUCGGGGUGAGGAAUUGCUUCGUGAACCUAGGCUCCGACCAUCCCAGCAUCAUGGAAGCCAUGGCCAAGGGCGUCCUCGAGCGACCAGACACUUUCCCGCGCAUCCUGACUUGUCCAAACGAGAUGGUCGCCCUGUCCAUGGCUGAUGGAUACGCACGGGUCACGAACAAGCCGCAGUGCGUGAUAAUCCAUGUCGAUGUGGGCACGUCUGGACUCGGUGCUGCCAUUCAUAAUGCGGCGACGGGGAGAGCACCUGUUCUGAUCUUUGCUGGGCUCUCGCCGUUUACCCUUGAUGGGGAGAUGCGUGGGUCAAGGACCGAGUAUAUUCACUGGCUGCAAGAUGUCCCAGACCAGAAACAAAUCGUUGCGCAGUACUGCCGAUAUGCAGGCGAAAUCCGCACAGGCAAGAACGUCAAGCAGAUGGUUGGCCGCGCGCUGCAGUUCGCUACCACCGAUCCCAAGGGACCAGUGUAUCUGAUGGGCGCGAGGGAAGUCAUGGAAGAGAACAUUGAGCCUACUACUUUGAACCCCGAGCACUGGGGCCCCUGCGGUGCGUCCGCGUUGCCAGCUCUUGAUGUCCAGCUGCUCGCAGAGGAGCUCGUCCACGCAAAGCAACCGCUUGUUAUAACAGGGUACAGCGGCCGGAACCACAAUUCUGUGGCGGCCCUUGUCGAUCUAGCUAAUACCGUCAAGGGUCUGCAAGUGCUGGAUACUGGGGGCUGCGAUAUGUGCUUUCCAGCGGACCAUCGCAGCUGGCUUGGAAUGGCAUACGGAUCGCACCCUGCAAUCCAAACGGCAGAUGUUAUUAUCAUCGUCGACUGCGACGUGCCCUGGAUUCCUACGCAGUGUCGGCCACACGAAUCGGCACGCAUCUUCCAUAUCGAUGUUGACCCAUUGAAGAGACUCAUGCCCCUUGCUUAUGUCCCUGCAUUGCGACGAUAUACCGCCGAUUCGCACACCUCCCUCAGCCAGAUCAUAUCGUACAUUCAACGCUCGACUAUACUCCAGGCAGAACUCAUCUCCCCAGACUUCACAGCGAGAUGGGACACACUGCAAGCCCACUACUUGCAGCACAUCGCCAACCUCGACCGCCAAUGCACCCCAGGCCCAAACAACACCUUCAACACCUCCUACCUCUGCCAGCAACUCAAGCACCUUCUCCCCUCUGACACAAUCUUCGCCGUAGAAGCCGUGACCAACUCCAUCCUAGUGUCAGACCAAAUUCGCGCAACACACCCAGGGCAAUGGAUCAACUGUGGCGGCGGCGGACUCGGCUGGAGCGGCGGUGGAGCCCUAGGUAUCAAGCUGGCCGCGGAUGCAAUGAGCGAUGCACAGGGGGAUUCGAAGAAGAAGAUGGUCGUCCAGAUCGUCGGCGACGGGACAUUUCUUUUCAGCGUGCCGUCUAGCGUGUACUGGAUCUCGCACCGGUACCAGAUUCCCAUUCUGACCAUCGUCCUGAACAAUAAAGGCUGGAACGCACCCCGUCGAUCCAUGCUCCUCGUCCAUCCGCACGGAAUCGGCUCAACGCUCAACAACCGUGAGCUGAAUAUCUCCUUUGAGCCCAGUCCAGACUACUCGGGGAUUGCGCGGGCAGCCAGUGAUGGUAAUAUCCAUGCCGCUCGAGUGCAAGAGGCGGACAAAUUGGAGGCCGUUCUUAAGGAGGCUAUUGGAAUUGUUCAGGGCGGGACUUCGGCUGUUGUCGAUGCGUUUGUACAGUGA